ACGGUGCCCGCGGGGGCACCCGUGAGCGGGCGUGCGGGCGCCUGUGCGCUCGCACGGGGCCGUGCGUGCACGGGUGGCUGCAGCUCGGACGCCUGGGCCCACCGCCGGUCCCGUUUCUCCCUAGGGUGCCGGGCGGCUGUGUGGGUGCUGAGCCCCCCCCCCCCAGCUCAGCCCCAAAGAUGCCGCCGGCCCUCCUCUUCCUCCUCCUCCUCCUGCUCCUCGGGGGGCCGAGGGGGACGGCGCUGUCCUUCCCCCAGGACCUGGUGGCCCGCAGCACCGUGGGGCUGGCAGGCACCGCCGCCUACCCCCGCUUCGGCGGCCUCCAGGGCGACAACGUCACGGCGCAGCUCGGCCUCGACUUCCAGCGCAUGCUGCGCCUCAACGGCACCCUCUUCGUGGCGGCCCGGGACCACGUUUAUGCCUUCGACCUGGGGCAGGACAAGCGGACGCUGUACCCCGAGCGGCACCUCACGUGGGAGACGCGGGACCGGGAGAACUGCGCCGUGCGGGGCAAGCUGCAGGAUGAGUGCUACAACUACAUCAAGGUGCUGGUGCCGCGCGACGCCCGGACCCUCCUCGUCUGCGGGACCAACGCCUUCAACCCGCUGUGCCGCACCUACGGGGUGGGCACCCUGGCGCAGGAGGGCGAGGAGGUGAGCGGCCAGGCCCGGUGCCCCUUCGACACCAAGCACAGCAGCGUCGCCCUCUUCGCCGACGGCAGCCUGUACUCGGCCACGGUGGCCGACUUCCAGGCGAGCGACGCGGUGAUCUACCGGAGCCCGGGCGCCGGCGGCCCCCCGCUGCGCACCCUCAAGUACAGCUCCCGCUGGCUCCAGGGUACCGAGCCCCACUUCGUGCAGGCGCUGCCCUACGGCCCCUACGUCUACUUCUUCUUCCGGGAGAUCGCCGUGGAGCUCAGCGCCCUGGGCAAGGUGGCGGUGGCCCGGGUGGCCCGGGUGUGCCGCAACGACCGCGGGGGCUCGGCGCGGGUGCUCGAGCGCCGCUGGACCUCCUUCCUCAAGGCCCGGCUCAACUGCUCGGUGCCGGGCGACGCCGUCUUCUACUUCGACGUGCUGGAGGCCGUGACGCCGCCGCGGCGCCUGCACGGGCGCCCCGCCGUGCUCGCCCUCUUCGGCACCCAGCGCAACAGCAUCCCCGGCUCGGCCGUCUGCGCCUUCUACCUGGCCGACGUGGAGCGGGCGUUCGAGGGGCGCUUCCAGGAGCAGCGCGGCCCCGACGGCGCCUGGACCCCCGUGCCCGAGGAGCGGGUGCCGCGGCCCAGGCCGGGCUGCUGCGCUGGCUCCGGCUCGGCGGCGGCGUUCGGCGCCUCCGGCGACCUCCCCGACGAGACGCUGGCCUUCGCCAAGGCGCACCCGCUGCUGCGCGACGCCGUGCCGCCCGCCACCGGCCGGCCCCUCUUCACCCGCACCGGCAGCAGGCUGACGCAGCUGGCGGUGGACGCGGGCGCGGGGCCCCGGGGCGGCCACACCGUGCUCUUCCUGGGCGCCGAGGACGGGCGGGUGCUGAAGGUGCUGGCGGCGGCGCCGGAGCCCGGGGCCACCCCGGGGCCCGGCUCCGAGACGCUGCUGCUGGAGGAGAUCAGCCUCUACGACCCCGGGCGGUGCCGGGGGCCGCGGGGCGCGAGCCGGGUGCUGGGGCUGGAGCUGCACCCGCCGGGCCGGGAGCUGUACGUGGCCUUCGCCGGGUGCCUGGUGCGGCUGCCGCUGAGCCGCUGCGCCCGGCACGGCGCCUGCCGCAGGAGCUGCCUGGCCGCCCGCGACCCCUACUGCGUGUGGCUGCCGCCCGGCCGCUGCGUCCCCUUCUCCGAGGACCUCCCGUCGGGCUUCGAGCAGGACGUGGACGGAGCCCCCGGGCUCCCGGGGACCUGCCAAGAUGUGCCGACCACCGGGGACGGCGACGGGGACUUGGCCCACGGACGCGCCGGGCGCCUCGGUGCCGCUGCCGGUGCUGGCGGGCUGCGUGCUGGGCGCCUUCGUGCUGGGCGCCCUGGCCGCUGGGCUGCUGGCUGCCUGCUACCGGGGCGGGCCCGGGGCACCCAAGGGCGCCGAGGCGCCGCCGGCUCACCCCACCGCCCGCCUCUACCCGCCGCUGCCACCCCGCUGCGGCGACCCACAGCAGCACCCGGAGCUGGCCCAGCUGCCCACGCCGGAGGCCACCCCGGAGCCGCCGGCCAGGACGCCCCGGGAGCGCGGGCCCAGCACCCCGGGGUGCCGCCGGUGCCCGCCGCCGGCCUCGCCGCCCCUGGACGAGCUGCUGCGGCGGCUGCACGGGGCCGGCGGCUCGGGGUGCCCGGUGGUGGCCCCGGCGGGGGCCGGUCGGCAGGGGGAAUGGGAGCAGCCGGGCGUCGGGCGCAACCGGGGCGCUCGGCGCUUCGACGUGCCCCCCGAGAGCCCCCCGGCGCCGAGACGCUCGCUCGGGGGGCCGGCGCGGGCGCUCGCCCGCGUGCACUCGGCGGGGGCCGUCGGGGGGCUGCCGCCCGCCCCCCGGCCUGGCGCCCUCGGGCGCUCGCUCUCCGCCAAGCCCCAGCUGCCACCCAAGCCCCUGCCGCUGCCACCCGCCGCCGCUGCUCCCGGGCGGCCCUGAGCCGGCACCGACGUCCCCGGUGUCCCCCCGCCUUCCCCGCGGCCUCCGAGACGGGCGUCCCCCAAGCCAGCCCGGUCUCCCAGCCCUUGGCGACAGGGUCGCUGCUCCCUGAGCCACCCUCACGUGGCAGCCCUGGGUGAUGGGACCCCCACGUCCCCAUGUCCCAGCGCCUGGUGAUGAAGGUCUCCACGUCCCCGGCCACCAUCGCGUCCAGCACCUGGUGAUGAGGGUCUCCACGUCCCCUGCCACCUUCGUGUCCCAGCCCCUGGAGACGGAGGUCCCCACAUUCCGACGCCCCUUCCAUCGCCCUGGGUGACAGGGAUUCUCCCAGCCCCUUGUGACAACGGGUCUCUGUUUCCCAAGCCCUGGGUGACGAGGGGGGAACCAUCAUUUCCCAGCCCCCACUGACAGAGGUCUCCGUGCCCAUGGUCAUCCUCACGUCCCACCCCUGGGUGAUGGGGUCCCCGUGUCCCCGGCCACCCUCAAUGUCCCAGCCCCUGGUGACGAGGGUCCCCGGCUCCUUCCUUCCUUCCUAAUUUAUUUGCGCGGCUGAAGCCACCGCGGCAGCGCGGUCCCUCGCUGAAGGCUGCGGCCACCUCAGGGACGCGGGGGACCGAGGAAGGGCGCCGGGCGGGGGGCCUCGGCGCGCUGGCGCUCGCCUCGUCCUACCGUGUAGGACCGGGACUCGGCCCCGGGCGCCCGCGGCGAUUACAUGGUUUUUCAUGUUUU
This is a messenger RNA of Rhea pennata, 3333 nucleotides long. RefSeq names its product semaphorin 6C (gene SEMA6C). The transcript is spliced from 18 exons. Gene Ontology annotation, molecular function: semaphorin receptor binding; chemorepellent activity. The record is from RefSeq and is a predicted model, not a curated record. The coding region runs from base 180 to 2744 and encodes 854 amino acids. Lineage: Eukaryota; Metazoa; Chordata; Aves; Rheiformes; Rheidae. Gene Ontology annotation, cellular component: plasma membrane. Gene Ontology annotation, biological process: negative regulation of axon extension involved in axon guidance; axon guidance; neural crest cell migration.